AAGGCAGAUCAUAUACAGUGUCAAACACGUUGUCUUUAUAUAUGAAUAAGAGCAGUGGUCAAAGAUUAACUCAUCAGUGGUCAUUAUGGCCAAAUGUCCAAUCAAGAAGUAGCUCUGCAUUAUUGGCGGUCAGUUUCAAACUGUAAGGUUGCUCUCCAUUACAUUGAAUCCUUGAAGAGAUGGAUUAAGGUCUGUUUUGUCGGUUAGCAAACAGGUUUGCAAACAAGCUCCCUUCAUGGGCCCUACAGGAGCUUACUGCCCCAGCCUUUGAUUAUCAUUCACCCAUCCAUCUAUUCCCCCAUUGACUCAGACUGCUGAGAAGUCUGACAAUUGCUAUUUGGUGCACUCCAAGUAUUCCUUUCUUUAUAUUUGGAUUCAAGGAUGGACCAAGACUGGAUGUAAACCUUCAUUUUCCUUGGUUUGAGCUGGGUAAAUACUUGAGAAUAAUUCUGUUCUUAGAGAAUGGUCUGUUUUUAUGCACUGUUUGCUGAUUGGUUGAAUAAAGCAAGGAAUGUAGAGAAGCUUUUGAACUGGUUAUGUGUUCUUGAUUGAGCAGGAGGCUACUGAGUUGACAGAACUAUAUACUUAGGAUUUAAACAUCUUGGAAACUUGACUUUGGAGGAAGUAAAAUAAGGCCAUGCAUGCAUCCAGCAAACGAUUCAAGAAAUUAUUAACCAGUAAUGGGAACAAAGUAAAUUUGAUCUGAUGAAAGAUUAGAAUAGAAGAGCUAAAGAACCGGGAGGAAUCAAAUAAGAUGAAUACUUCAGAAGAAAGUGGAGAAUGGAUUGAUCAAGAUGGACAGAAUGCCAGAAGUUUGGAAUAUGAAGAACAAGAGGAAACAGAAGAAGAACAUGAAACCAGCUCUGAGAUCGAGGAAGAGUUUUCAAGCGAAGAGGAGGAAGAAGAAGAGAUAGGAAAUGUAGAAGAGAACUAUAGAUCUGAAUCAUCUCCUCAUAUGCACAUUGUCAAUGGUCACGGGAACCAUAAUGGAAAUGACCAUGAUGGUGAUGAUGAUGAUGACCAAGAUGAUGAUGAGGAUGAUGCCAGUGAAGAAGAUGAUGGAGAUAUUGGAAUAAAAGAUGAACAUCUUAGCAAACAGGUACCACAGAACCUCAACCUACAGAACAGCAUCCAAGGAGGCAACCCCAAGAUGACCUCAUCACCAAGGGAACAUCACUUCAUGGUUACCAGGCAACGGGAUGCAGUCCCAGUGCAACAGCAGAAUGGACAUAUGGUUGCUAGGGAGGAUGAUGGUGAUGAGGAAGAGGAUGAGAUGGAGGAGGAGGAGAUAGAGCCUGGUAUUAUUGGCCCUCUUCAUAUAGACCAUGUAGACUUUAUUUUGGAUAGCAUAGAUGCAGAGCUUAGUGAUCUCAUCACAAAGAGUGCCAGAGGUUCACCAGAAGAGAGGAAGAAGAAGAAGAAGGAACAUACAAAAAAGAAAACAAGCUCCACAAAUGAAUCAGAGGGCGCUAAUCAGAAUGGACCUCAAUCGGCUAAUACCACCAUUGACAACACUCUACCUCAUGAUCAUCAGCUGCAGCCCAAUGGAAGAUACAGGAUGCUACCAGUCAACAAAAAGACAAAGAAGACAGGAAAAGGGAGAAUGAAGACCAGAAGUCAACCAUCUUUAACAACCUAUCCAAAAUUAAGGAUCAAUGAUUACAGCAUGGAUGAUUCUGUUGGAACUAAUAGUGAUGCAGAUUCAAUCACAGCUGAUGAGGUUAGGAGAAGGGUUGUCCAAUCUCUCCAUCAACAAGAAAAAUGUAGUAGCAGUUCCUUGCCACCCCACCAUCAACUCACUUGUAGCCAAGAGUAUCAUUUAGCUACCACCCCAGCCACUAACCACUUGAGCAACAUUAAUAGUAGUCACUCACAAAGUCCACCAUCAACUGCUGACAAUAGUCCAAAUGCAAAGACAUCUGAAAUGAACAAUAAUGAGAUUACAGCAAAGAAAAAAAUAACAGAAGAAAUACAAAAGGGUCGGACUUAUCCUGGAGGGAAAACACAAGAAGGGAGAAAGAAGAGAAGUAGUGUGUCAAGUAACUCCAGUAAGCAAUCAAACCAUAAGGUUUCAACUAAAAAAACAGGGACAUUGACACCACAGCAAGUGAGUGAUGAUUCUGGUGGUCUAGGUUCCAAGGGAGAUGCUAGUAAUCAUAUACUGAGGUUAAGAGACAUCUUGAACCACUGUGGUGAUUUUGGUGAGGAGUCUGAGAAGGCAUCCCUAGCAACAGAAUACCUGGUCUCACAACCAACUGGAUUACGAGGCAUCAGUGACCUGGAGUCUGUAGCCACGGAAGACUUUGAAUCUGCCUUCCAGAGGUUUGCCAUACCAGAGUCAGCAAGGAGUCACCGAGGUAAGAAACAAGGGAAGUCAAAGCAAGGAAAGAACCCAAAGCAAGCUAAUGAAUUAGCAACGGAACAACUUCAGAGAGUGAAGAAAAGUGCAGAGGAGAAAAAGAUGAAGAGGACUGUUUCGGCGCCCCCUAUUGAUCCGAGUGGUCUGCCGGAGUAUAUGUACAUGCACAAAGAGGUGUCAGAGAAUGAUGUCGGGGCAGAUUCAAUGAUAACUGAGGAUUAUGAGGCACACUUUCUAGCUAUACCUCUCAAGAAUAUCCAGACAGAGCACCCAGGAGUUACUCCCAAGAAAAGCCCGUCUCGAUCCCGUAGGAAAGGCAGCUCCAAAGUUCGGCAAGUGCAGCCCCAGAGUGAUCCUGAAUCCGUCCAGACAGAAGAUUAUGAGAAGAAGUUCCGUUCAAUUAUGGUCAGACGUCUGGCCGGAGUACCUCUCAGUAGUUUUGACUCAGUGACCAUUCAGAGUGACCUUGAUUCAGUCAAAUCAAUGGACAUCAAGAAGAAAUUCAGGAAAGCAAUGCAUAAACAUGAAAUUUCAGGUACUUCCAGCAUAGAAGAGGAAGAGAUACCCGGGUUAAAGGUUGCUCCAAAGUCCCAGAGGUCCAAGGGUAGUCGAUCAAGCAGUCUUCAAAGUCAUUCUUCAGAGUCACUCAAAAUGAAAGCAACAAGACAACAAACCAAGAAAGGUAAUCCUCAGGUAUCAACAGGCACACAACAUGGCAUGCAUCCACACCAUCCCACAAUGCAUCUGACUUCCCCUGCUAUGCACCAUUCCAGUAUGCCAAACCUUUCCACUACUGUAUUGCCAGGACACAGCCAUCCCUCAAUACACCAUCAGACUUAUGCACCACCCCCAUCAAGAGACAAGUGGAAGAGUCCACCUAGGAUCAGCCACUUAGAAAGUCAGCCCAGUCCGUUAAGAAUAAGGUAUGUAGUAACUUUGAAUUCUUGCUUGAAGUUGUCAAAGAAGGAAUUUGACAACACUAUUUGGGUUGUUAUGUGGGUUUUCACAGUUUUAUCAAGUUUGUUCAAAAAGAUGCAUCCAAACAUAUUUGUAAUUUUUCUCAUUUUUUUCAAAAAUCUUUGUUCAAAUUGAAUUUGACCUUUUCCCAAAUUACAUUACUUAAAUUUAGUACUAAUAUAUUUCAAAGUUUUGAUUGCUGAUGCAGUGUUUGUUGGUAUUAACUAGGAAAAUCUACAUAAAUUAACCAAAUAAUUAAUCCAAAUUAUCAUAAUCUUAGUUUAACAAAAUAUUUGCAGAUUAGCACUUUAAUUUGAAGUAAAAAUGAAAUGCACAUGGAAACAGCACAUUCAGAUCAUUUUUAUGUAAGUCUAAUAUUCUUUUGUCAGUCUAAGUUUAUUUGAAAAAAAUUUGACACCUUUCUUGAGUUGUGAAUUAGCUGAUGUGAGCAAGCCAAGGACAAUUCCUUCUCAUGAAGUAUUCAUUAUGUGAAACAUAAGACGUAUAAGUUGUCAUUUGCUUCAAAGUAGAAUAUUCAAGAUUGUAAAUCCUACUUUAGGUCUCUAUUCCUGACACCUGCAGUAUUUCCAUAGUCUCAAGUUACAUUGACAUUUUGGAUGUUGGUGUACCAAGGAUGUACAUAUCUGAUUGGGUCAGUAACUUGAGAGUAGCUAGACUAGAUUUUAUGCACAUAAAGAUCUGUUUUAGGUCAUUCUGCCUCAGGAACUGAAAAAAUAGACUUAUCUAUGAAAGCAUGCCUGAGUUUGCAGAGAAUGUGCACAGCAUUUAAUAUGUUGAUGAUUAGAAAGGCUGGAUCUUUAGAGAUUGUGUGUUUUGUGUAUUGAUCUCAUUCAACUUACUGCAAUUUUUAUGGAAUAGUGUCAAGAUUUUGUGUAUUCACUCAUUGUUGAUUAUUACAAGAACAUAAAAAAUAGUAAUUGAGUAUGAUGAUAUGAAAAAGAGUAAAAGCAAAAGUUAAAAGGAGAGAAAUCUACCUAAUUUAAAUUUGAAUGAAUGAUGCAGUUAACAUAAACAAUAAACAUACCUGCUAAAUUUUGCUUUAUGUUGAUUAUUUGCAAUGAUUUGUCUUUAAAAAUAUGAAACAUGUAUGUCACUUCUGCCAUAAAUUCAUUUUGAAUAGUAAUUAUGCAUAUACAUUGUUUUGAAAAUUUAUUUUCUUGUUUAGCGUGGGAAUUUCUCUGUUAUUUUUAGAUUUCUAUUUCAACCUUAACUGGUAUCAGCAAUUUUAUUUGUUUUCUUCUCUUUGAUUUUUUUUUACAAAUAUUUGGAAUGUCAUGUGUUUUUUUGUUUAAUCAUAAGCAUGCCAUCUGAAAUCAAUGGACACAUUGUCAUUUAUAAUUCUUAGUGAGAGUAGAGAAAACAAGAUUCAUGUUCACACUCCCUUUCGUUUUGAUACAAUUAAAUGGUAAUGCAGAACGUUCAACAUCCCAGUGGAAACACACCCACCAUUGUGUUAUAUCUCAUGCUAUCCUUGUAAAUUAUAUCCUCUUCCAUAUUCUCAUCACCAUCCCAAUUUGCAUGUCUCUGUGGUAUUAUCCUAUUUCUGCUGGUAUAUAAUGGAUUUAUAUUCAACCCCCUGAGAACCCACUAGUGAAAUAAGAGAUAUUUGAAACAGGCUCGCCCUAUUCUCGAGACUGAGUGAGUUGAUGAAUUUGGCGACACCAGUUCAUCAGGAUAUAAUCAAAUCAAAUUUGAAUUGAUAUUAUAGGGACAUAAAAUAGAAUAAUGUAAGGGGGUGUAUGGGAGCACACAAUUUUAUUGUUAGUAAAUGUUUCUUUUUUUAUCUUGGAAAGUGAUUUACUGAAAUAUUACUUCCAGGAAAUUUUAGAACUGUCAAUAUCAUUAAACUAUUUUAAUGCAAAAAUUUAAGCACUGUGGAAACCUUGGUGAAGCUUGUUAUUCUUGUCUUGGUACUUUCAUAAUACUUGGGUUUACUUAAUCAUGUUAAUAGUUCCGUGUUAAGUUGGUGCUUAAUACAUUUCCAUCAUAACAUGCUUUCAAAAUAUUCGUUUAACUAAGGGAAAUCAAUGAGAAUAAGUAAAAUAAGGAAGAGUUUAAGGAAACUCAAAUAUUCAGUAGAAGAUCAUUGUCUCAAAGUUAGUCCCAUUUUUAUUACCCUCUCAUACCCUCAAUAUAUAUUUGGUAUAAAUUACUGCAAAUCAUUUGAAUAAUUAGUUUUAUUUUGCAAAUUUUUUUUAAUUGUUUUAGAAUAACAUUAUCUAUUAUCAAGAAAUAAUUGCUUACACGUUUUCUGUAAAGCUAUCCCCCCUCUUGUUUUUAAGAAAAAAAGAGAGAUUU
Messenger RNA from Lytechinus pictus (painted urchin), 5635 nucleotides. RefSeq names its product dentin matrix acidic phosphoprotein 1-like. NCBI's taxonomy places the organism in Eukaryota, Metazoa, Echinodermata, Echinoidea, Temnopleuroida, Toxopneustidae. The transcript is spliced from 10 exons. The record is from RefSeq and is a predicted model, not a curated record. The coding region runs from base 755 to 3451 and encodes 898 amino acids.